CGGAAAUAAUCAUUCAGUCGACAGUCGUUCUACUGCAAACAACACAAGUCUUUUUGUUUAUCUAAUAAAGGGAAAUCAAUAAAAAUGAAAAUCAUCAUCGUCGCAUUCGCUCUUAUUGUCGCUGUCUCGUGUGAUGUAUCACAUGUUGUACAAGGUGAUGGAUGGUUCAAGGACGAAACUGGAUAUCAUUAUACAGUCCCAGAGACACGAUUUACAGAGGAAGUUGCUGAUGAGCCAGCACCUAUUGUUGCUGAAUAUGUCCCAGAACCAGCUGUAUAUGACGAUGCACCAGUUUAUACACCAGAAGCCACAGCACCUGGAUGCCCCAAUGGAGGUUCAGGUCCAUACUGUUGCAUCAAUGGAGCCGAAACAGAAGAUUGCGGCUACUCAGACCAAGAACAAGUCUAUGAAAUCAUUGAAUAUAUUGACGUCCCAAUCGAUAUUGAACACUUAAGAGAUUAUCUCCCACCAUCAGGUGACGCCAAAAAGAAGAGACAAACACCAGUUCGUAGACAAGUCCGUAAAGUAUACCGCCGUUUCGUCCGCAAACACUAAAUGAAUAUGAAGCAAACGCAAACAUCUCUAAAAUGAAGAAGAAUUCUUUAUCAGACACAUCGAAAAUUAAAUAACAUCCAAAUCUAUGGCAGCAUUGAACAUCAAUCAGGAUUGGCAUUCGACAAUUUUUUUAUAUACGUAUAUACUUUUCUUGUACAAUAUUUUAUAUACAUAUCACUUUUAUAUAGUUUAAUAAAUCGCUAAGUUUCGUUCUAAGAUAACACAAAAAAAAGUCGGGAAUAUUUUCAUGUGACUUCUGCAUUUUGCAAGAUAUCUUGUUUGUGUGACUUGAAAUAAGAAGAACACUUAAUACCAGUCAAAUUAACCCGCUUAUAAUUAAAACCCGAACAGUUUCUGAUAUAAAUCUCCCAACUCAUUUGUCAUCCUCAUGUUUUUAAUCUUUGCGGAUUUUGCUGAUUUUGUUUUAAAAACAAAGCGACGUAAGACCUAAAAACACACAUUCAGUUCUAAAGAACAAUAAUAUUUAAGACUAUAAUUCUAGUUUUAUUACUUGCGAAU
Molecule: messenger RNA, 1074 nt
Organism: Chironomus riparius
Lineage: Eukaryota; Metazoa; Arthropoda; Insecta; Diptera; Chironomidae
Source: the annotation of a GenBank genome assembly